Oryzias latipes (Japanese medaka) is the source of this 1962-nucleotide messenger RNA. The record is from RefSeq and is a predicted model, not a curated record. Lineage: Eukaryota; Metazoa; Chordata; Actinopteri; Beloniformes; Adrianichthyidae.
CUUCUUUCUUUGGAUGUUCUGAAACACGACAGCCAAUCAGCAGACACGUUGUUGAAAUGUGAAGAAAUGUUAGCAAGUCAGUUAAAAGACAUGUCUCUGAAUCGCGGAGUCGGCAACCAAGAGUACAUGAAAAAGAAGAUUCCAAAAAAUGCCAAGUAUGACUACGUCAAAACAAAGCUGGACACAGGAUGCAGCAUGACAAAAUACAUGGAACGACUGGAGGAAAUCAGAAAAAGAGCAGAUGGAAAAGCUUAUUAUCGUUAUCGAAAAGAUGAAAUCUUCAAAAGAAUAAAACUCACAACACUUGCACAGCUGGUGCUACAGGUAGCCUCUGUAGCCGACUCCAAUGGAAGUGAGAUUGAUGAUGGGUCACAAGAUCCUGAAGACAGCCUGUUUGCAGGGUCUGAUGCAGACCUAGAGAGUCACACUGACAUCUCCCCUCAGGCCUCAUCCCCAUCAGGAGAAUCCAAUCAUUCCUGCCACACUGCCAGGUCAACGCUUCUAAGUGUCAUCAGCGGCAUUGGUGAGCUGAACGUGGACAAUAAUGACCACAGAGUAGAAGACCACCUGCUGCCUGACGCUGUGUGUGCUGACAGGCCCUACCCCGACUGCCCCUACCUGCUGCUGGACGUGCGGGAGCGCGAGCAGUACGACCUCUGUCACAUCAUCAGCGCCCACAGCUUCCCCAUCGGCAUGCUGUCGCGGACGAUGAAUCCCUACACCAAAGAAGUGCUGGAAUACAAAAAUGCUCCAGGGAAGAUCAUCAUUGUGUACGAUGAAGAUGAGAGGAUAGCCAGCCAGGCUGCUACGGCCAUGUGUGAGCGAGGGUUCGAAAACCUCUUCAUGCUCUGUGGAGGUCUAAAGGUAAUCGCACAAAAGUUUCCUAGAGGGAUGACAACAGGCUGCAUCCCAGCCUCAUGCCUUUCACCCCAUAAUGCAUCGUCGAAAGGGAGAAAAAGCUCGGGGCUGCAGCAGCCAGCAGACCAGAGGUGGACGUUUACACCAGAAGAGCUGGCAGAGAUCCAGGAUCAGCUGGAAGAGGUUCUACUUCCCACCAACACAAACAGUGGCCUGUCCAGCCGCCUGUCCUCUGGGAGUGGCCAUUCCAAAGGCUCCAGUCGUGUCUGCUCCUCCACAGCCAGGGGGGGCAACUCCAGGGUUCAAAGCAGCAGGCCCUGGAAAUAGUUUCAAUAGUUGUGUGCUGCAGUUCACAAUAUGUUGUCAAAGAAAAAAAACUCUAAUUCUAAGUGUGGUUUCAUUUAGACUGUAGUGACGGGAAAACUUUGACAGAUUUCUUGCACUUGCCUCCCUCCAAACGUGAAAAAUUCCACACAAUUACAGUUACAACCAGUAUCUACUUUCCAUUCAGUUCAAUGGGCAGCUAAACCAUGUAGUGAGUGGUGUUUGAUGAUGCAUUUCCAAUAAAAAGUGUGUUUUUUUGACUUUUUGCACAGCACAUUUGUGAAUCUUGGACACAUGUAUAUUUCUCGUUUGCAUAUGGAUGAGUAAUGAAUUGACAUUUUUGCUUGUGUUUCACUUCUAUGUUGCUGUUUUCUCAUGUCACACUGAGGCUGGACCUGAUGGUGUCAACAGGUUUAGGGGAACAUGAAUAUUCAUUUCACAGCUGAGCAGGACCUCAUGUAUUGCCUCUGUGAAACUCCUUAAACCUUGUUUUCCGGUUGAUGUUUCUGUAAAUGAAGUCUUCUCUGCCACUGUCCGUACGGGGAAAGGAUUCUGGAGCAAUCCGCAGUCCUGUUUUCACCUUUUCCCCGAACAUUAGGGAAAUGUCAAAACUGAUUAGUCUCUGAAGUGCAAUGUGUGAGAAUAUAAAGUUUGUUUUGAAAGAAUGCGUGCGCAGCAUCAGUCUAAACUUGCAUUAUUUUGUUUUGAAAUAAUGUCUCAACAGUGCUAACAUUGCAUUAGAGUAUGUAAUUGUUUAAAUAAAAGGGAAACGUUCUUUAA